Molecule: messenger RNA, 1355 nt
Organism: Drosophila kikkawai
Lineage: Eukaryota; Metazoa; Arthropoda; Insecta; Diptera; Drosophilidae
Gene: CNMa
Product: CNMamide
Source: RefSeq, a predicted model, not a curated record
AUUCGCCAGGCGGACAGACGAGCUCCUGGAAUACAGAGAAUAUAUUUAAAAAAUCAAGUGGAAAUUACUAAAAAAAAUAUUUGAAACAAUUGAAAAAAGAAACUGUAAAAAAGUACAGUUAAACCAGCAGUAAAAAAGUACAGUUACAGUGUUGGAAAGUGUUAACCGGAAUUAACUGAAUCGCAAGAGAGAGAUCAAGUGUCAAGAGCUUGAAUCUCUAGAAUUAAUUAAUUUUAAUUAAUUGGAGUGCGUUUCUUUGAAGAAAAAAAUUUGAAAACAAUGUCCAUUUCCUUGUCUUCGUCACCCGCCACUUGUGGCUGCUCCUCGGCUGUCCACUGGGCCAUAGCCAUUGUGCUCCUGUCAAUGGCGAUUGGGCCAGGAUAUGCUUUGCCCCGGCCAUCGCGGCCCACGCAGCUGUUGUUCAGCGAGUUGCUGGGAGUUGGUAACGAGGACACCAGCAGCAACAACUAUUAUGGCGAGCAAUUGAGGCAGCAGCAGCAACAGCAACAGCAGCAACUGCAGCAGCGAUUGCCCUCCUUCGCCCGGAAGUGGCCUUCGUUGAGGGACCUCCUGCUGACCGCCGACUAUGAUGACUUUGGGGUCUCCCAGGAAAGCGAAGAGCGAGCAGUGGAGACCAACUCCCGUUUGCUGGCCAGGCUGCACAAGCUGAGCGACAAUGGAGCUGGGGAGGAGCUGCGCUACAAUGUGGUCAACGAGAUGACCAAUGUGCCCAGCAAGAAGGUGGUGAUGCCAGGAGGAGGAGGAGGACACUCUCUCAAGGAGCACAACACCAAGAAAAAUGUGCAGUUUCGUAAACAAUACAUGUCACCUUGCCAUUUCAAAAUCUGCAACAUGGGACGCAAACGCAAUGCCGGCAGCUACAAUCCCUACUAAAAAGAACCAAAGCCAAAAAUCACAAAAUAAAAAUAUAAAAACUACCAAAAAAUACAGCCAAAAGUAAAAUAAAAAGAAGUAUAAAGAAAAUAAGUCACAAAAACACACAAAAAACACUGUUCAAAAUGCCAAGUAUUGUUUAAUGUUCUAAUUUUUAGUUAGAAACACACACACGCGCAGAAUUUAAUUAGAGAUUAUGAUUAACAAUGUAUUUAUAAAAUAUAUAUGUCUCUCUUUCACACACACACACACCAGACACCCACACACAUACACACUCUAAAGUAUUCCCCAUAUUAGUUAUAUAAAUAUUAUCUAUGAUUCUAGUUGUAUUCGAAAUACAUUAAAUAAUAAUAAUAAUAACCAACACAAUGUUGUUAGAUAUUAAGCCAAAAACUUACAUAUUACAAAAGAAAUAUUUAUUGAAAACAAAAACAAAAAACAAGAAUGAUAUGUGGCCAAAU